Messenger RNA from Cladophialophora immunda, 927 nucleotides. RefSeq lists its product as uncharacterized. NCBI's taxonomy places the organism in Eukaryota, Fungi, Ascomycota, Eurotiomycetes, Chaetothyriales, Herpotrichiellaceae. The transcript is spliced from 3 exons. The record is from RefSeq and is a predicted model, not a curated record. Bases 1 to 927 code for a protein of 308 amino acids.
AUGAAGCGCACUGGGACCGGACAGAAGCACGUGGUAGAUUUACCCAAGUCUCAACUUCUCGUUUCGGCGGAGUUUCGACAAGCCGUCGUGGUACCGUCCGGCAAGAUCAAUGAUGACUUUCUGCGUCCAGUCCAAUGGGUCCUGUGGAGUGUGACCACGCACCAUGCCGUCCUGGUCAGCCCUGAAGAGGCGGCAGAGCUCAUUCCGUUGUGCCGAGCGGCACCUCAGCAGGUGGUGCAUCUUUUGACCUACGCGGCACCCGUCACUCUGAAGAUGCUACAGUUCAACGACCUGAACUAUUACUCGGUCCCCCCACUGCUGGGCAGCACCCCUGUGGUUAAAAAUCCAGGAUUGUCGAGCGAUGAUGCAAGCCCCUCUCAGGACGAUCCAGCUACCACCAUGCAUGCAUCAUCGCUCGAAUGUUCGGACGCCCAAGAUGACGACCAUCAGACGGUGGAGAUGCUGGAUUCAACCGAACCAGAUAACCCAGCUUGCACGAAGGCGGUCCGCACCGCCAGGCUGAGAGAAAUGCGGAUGCUUACGUUCCUUCACUCCUGGCUCGGAACCCGAGGUCGAGGCCAAGAUUUCGCCCACACGCCCAUGGGUUACGUCUGCGACCGAAAACAGUUGGCUCAAGACCAUUCCUUUUUCCGGUCCCCGGACCACAACGAGACUCGACAGUCCCUGGGGCGACAUACCGGGGAUGGAAAUAUGUCGAUCGUCGGCGAUGUGCAAGCCGCACAGGACGAGGACGAUGACUCGGACGCAGGCGAAGAAGAGCUGGACACACGCCACAGACUGACCGCGGAGGAGUUGAAGAUGUCAGCCGAGCUCGCCGCGCAUGAUGGGGAUAGUCAGCUGCAGGACAAGAGCUCAAUUGUUGAAGGAAGUGCUGAGCGAGGUAGUUCACAAGGUCCAACAGUCUAG